AUGUACCGCUUCUUCAUUUGAUGGAUGAAAAAUAAACCUUCCAGCAUUAAAAUUAUAUUGUGUAUGUAUACAUGAAACCUUGCCAUGGGAUCAAUACCAUUCGCCUUGCUGCUUAUUGUUAGCGCUGCUAGGUGCAUUUUUGCCAGUCGUGAUUGGAGAAUUCAAAGAUUAAAUCAAUUUCAGCAGAAAUACAACAAUAGUCAGGCUGAUAUAAUAUUUCUACUCGAUGUUUCUGGAAGUGUCAGCGACAGUGGUUUUCAUACGGAAAAGGAGUUUAUAAAAUCUCUUCUGAGUGAGAUUAGCGUGCAACCUAUCGCUUCAAGAGUCGCUGUAGUGUCUUUCGGCAGACAUGUGAAAGAAGAACUUGACUAUAUAGACUAUAGCUAUCUUGAUAAAGAUAAAUGUACGUUCACAAAGGAGUUUGGAAGGGUAAAACAUAGAAAAGGCAGUGCUACUAACAUGCAAGGAGCUCUAGCUCGUGCUAAGCAAAUUUUGGAUGGAGCAAACACUAACAAAGUGAAGCGAACGCAUGUAAACACUGUUGUGUUUCUGCUGACUGAUGGUCAUUGGAACUACGGAGGGUCACCCUACAGUACUGCCAAUGUUUUGAGAGAUCGCAGUAAAUACGACGUGGAAAUCUUUUCCGUUGGAGUUGGCUAUGUUUCCAAAUAUCAACUAAAAAUGAUUUCUGGCUCAGAAGCGAAUGUUAUAGUAGCUCGAGAUUUUUCUGAAUUUGCAAGUUUGGCUACCAGAAUAAGAGGAGAUCAAAUUGAGAAGUUGUACAAAACUGUUGACCAAUCAUUGUGUGGCAUUACAUGUGAUCCAAAAGCAAGAUGUUCCUGUGGCACCAUAAGUGGUAUUUACACUUGUGCUUGUCCUCCUGGACAUUAUGGAUCUGGCCUUAUGGGCAAAUGUUAUCGUUGCCCAGCUGGAACGUACAAGACUUACUCAUCACCAGAUCCUUGUAAACCUUGUCCACCAAAGUCAGUUACAAAAGUCACUGGUUCAAGAUCUAUUCAUGAUUGUGUUUGUUUACCUGGAUUUACUGGGUAUCCAAAUUUGGGAAAACCAUGUACACCUGUACAAUGUCCUGCAUUACCAAACCAUAUCAGUAAUGGCAAAGUGUCAUCCUGUGGAAAAUUCUUUAAAGAGACUUGUACAUUUGUCUGCAACUCAAACCAUCAUAUUGCAAAUGAAGUAGCUUCCAGCAGAAAACUCACUUGUCAAAUGAAUGGAAAAUGGAAUAUGCCAAUGCCUCAAUGUGUUCCUACGAAAUGCCAAUGGCCACCAAACCCUCCUCACAUGAAGUUGAUGUGUAAUGGUAAUGGCGUUGGAAAUAAAUGUUCAUACACAUGUGAUCAAGGCUAUACAUUAGUUGGUGCAAAUGAACGAGAAUGUAGAUCUGAUGGACAGUGGAGUCAUGCCUUGCCUUUUUGUCAAAUAAUCACUUGUCCAACAGUUCGAAAAAUAGAUAAUGUGAAUAUCAAUCCAGUGAAAUGUUUAACAGCAACUACUAAUUUUAAUGACGCAUGCGCAUACUCUUGCAAGUCAGGUUUUAAAUUUGUAUCUGGUGACCAGAAAAGAGUUUGUUUACAUGAUGGAACGUGGAGUGGAACCGAACUAAUGUGCAGAGAUCUGACACCACCUACAAUAAUAUGUCCUGAACAUGUAACUGCUGAAACGGAAGAUGGUCAAGCCUUCAAAGAAAUAUCUUACGCAGAACCCACUGUUCGCGACAACUCCAUUACUGGCCAAGAUGACAUUGUAAUUUACCAAGACCCACCAACAAUUAAAUCACCAUAUGAAUUUCCAAUUGGUGUAACACUCAUUAAUUUUACAGCUGUCGAUGCUGCUGGCAAUUCAGAUUCCUGCACAUUUCGUGUUGAAGUUAUUGAUCGGGAGUUACCAAAAUUUACAUACUGUCCUAGCGAUCUUCCAACCACAACAUCAAGUGCAUCAGACACUAGUAAACGUGUCAGCUGGGACCAACCAAGCUACACUGACAAUUCUGGUAGUGUUAAACUGAUUUACAACUCACAUCAAAAUCCUUCAACGUUUCCAAUUGGUCCAGCUAAUAAGAUAGAAUACACUAUUGAAGAUUCGUCGAGCAAUCGUGCAACUUGCGAAUUUUUUGUUAAGGUUGAACCAAAGAGUUGUCCAGCAAGAGAUCCCCCUAUCAAUGGUGCUGUAGGUUGUAACUUUGUUGGCGGAUAUGGUCAUUUGUGUACAGUAAGUUGUCAGAAUCCUUACGACUUCAAUGGACCAAAAGCUCCAACAUAUGUUUGCAGCGUGGCUGGAUUCUGGAUGACGUUGCCACCAAAUCUUCCACUAAUGUGGCCAGAUUGCACAGCAAUGCAGCGUCAAGAAGGUAUGACACAAAAGAUGAAAUUCUUUUAUUUCUCCGGCAGUUGUCAUGACAGCAUACAAGCCAGGCAACAAAUCGCCGACAACUUUGUCAAAAUAUUAGACAAGGUGCUUCGCAAUGAGGGAGGCUGUGCAAAUGCUGCCAAUGGAAGAGUUUGCAAAGCAGAUAACGUGCAGAUCAAGUGCGGUAAGACACAAGCUGUAAAUGGUAGACGAAAGAGAGGGGCAACGAACACCAUGACUAUUCAAAUCGAUUUGGAAAUCCUUUCAAAAGAAGACAAAAACACACAAACUGCCGCAGUAAAGCACUUAUCUGGCAAUGUAAAAAACAUCAAACAAGACUCAUCAUCUGCUGCCAGUAAAGUCAAAGUUAUCCAAAUCAACCAAGAUUCUCUUGUUCUUGACCAUGUCGAGGAGGUUGGUUCAGUGACUGGUGUCUGUUUAAAAGGUAUGGUGUAUGACACAAUCAAGAAGCAAGUACAUGGUCAGAUUCAAGCUGAAGAAACAUGUGUCAGUUGUAUUGCUGGAAGUUACUUUGACACAGCAUUGAGAGAGUGCGUAAAAUGUCCAAAAGGAACAUACACGGAAUAUCCUGGUAGACUCGGUUGUUCAGCUUGUCCACAAGGCAAAACUACGAUGUCAAUUGGUACUUCUAAUUCUACACACUGCAAAGCUCCUUGUCAACCUGGUAUGUAUUCCUCUACUGGUUUGGAAAAUUGCAAAGCAUGUAAAAAAGGAAGUUACCAACCAAACUUUUACGGUACAAGUUGUCACCAGUGUCCAGGCUCCACAACAACUUUGGACGCGGGGAGUAAGAGAUUGAACCAAUGCGGAAUGUUGUGUCCUCGAGGUACUUUCUCACAAACAGGUGUGGAGCCAUGCUCUCCGUGCGCAGUUGGAUUUUACCAACCCAAUAAAGGUAGCAAACAGUGUAUGCGAUGCUCAGGAAAAUUUUCUACGCAUGGUAUGGGUGCAGUACAACAAACGGAAUGCAAAGUAAUUAACAACUGUAUCUCUUCGCCCUGUCUCAACGGAGCUUCGUGUCGUAGUGGUUGGAAUGAUUUUACAUGUGAUUGUAAACCCGGUUACAGUGGAAAGAAUUGCGAGGAGGAAAAAGAUGAAUGUGUUAGUAACCCUUGUUACGGCGAUGCCAAAUGUGUCGAUAAGGUUAACGGAUUUGCUUGCGUUUGCCCGCGAAAUAUGUAUGGAAAAUUUUGCUCUGAGAAAAAAAGCAGUUGUGAUUCUUCGGUUUGUCAAAAUGGUGGAACUUGCUACGAGAAACCAUCAGGCGUUGCUUGCACUUGUAGGGCAGGAUGGACAGGAAAGUUUUGCGAACGAACGAUUGACGAAUGUGCUUCUUCUCCAUGUUUAAAUGGCGCUACGUGCAUAGAUUCACAUCGGGGUUACAGUUGUGUGUGCCAGCCCGGUUUUGCCGGUUCAAGAUGCGAAGACAACAUUGAUGAUUGUGAAAAGAACAAUUUAUGUUUGAACGGCGGUGUAUGUGUCGAUGGCGUGCGCGACUUUACUUGCUCCUGUCCAGCUGGCUAUGCUGGUGACCGCUGUCAAAUCAACAAAGACGAAUGUGCGUCAAAUCCGUGUCGAAAUGGUGCCAUCUGCGAAGAUAAAGUAAACGGUUUCAAGUGUAAAUGUCCACCCACAUUUUAUGGAACUAACUGCGAGAAACGACGAAGUGUGGACAAUUUCGAUCUUGUUUUCGAUCGUGGUGUGCAAGGGUACGCAGAAACGUCUUUUCACAGAGACCUGAGCGAGUUUACCGCUGCAUUUUGGGUGAAAGCUUCUUCUGAGGACAUCGAAGCCGGAACGGUUUUGUCUUAUGCUGUUGGCGACGAUACCAACACCAUGGAUAAUGCAUUAGCCCUUCGUGACGUCAACAAUCUUCUUUUGGUUGUAAUGGGUGAAGAAGUGGAGACAAAUAUCUCUGUUGCUGACGACCAGUGGCAUCAUGUUGCUGUCUCUUGGUCCGCAAGAUCAGGAUCGUAUAAAGCAUAUAAAGAUGGUUUACCAGUGUCGCAGGGAGUGGGUUUCAAACAAGGAAAGUAUAUUCCCUCCGGUGGAGUAUUUAUCUUGGGCCAAGAGCAAGAUGAAGUAGGCAGAAAUUUUAGUGCUGGUGAAGCCUUAGACGGAUCUCUGUCGCAAUUAAACGUGUGGAAUUAUGUUUUAUGGCCUUCUGACGUCACUCAGCUUUCAGCUCACCGAUGUGAUCACGUGAUAGGCAACACAAUAGCAUGGCCUGAUUUUUAUGCAACUCUUUCAGAUGAGGUGAAGAAGGUGACAGACUUCUGCUCAGUUUCAAACACUAAGUUCUCUUCGUGGACCUCCAACCAAGCGUCGCCCUGCUCUGGCCGAACAAUUUCCGCGCAGUGCAUGACAUCGGAUAACAAAAACAUAAAUGCAUUGAACUUAAUUGACGCUAAAUGCACAACGAAUGGAUUUCAUUGUAAUAACGCAGACCAGAAGAAAUUCGAUUCAAAUAAUCAAAACAAAUGUCCAACCACUGUAAAGAUUCGAUACGAAUGUCCUUACUCCGGACGCAGUGACUGUACGUCUAAAAGUUGUAGUGGACGGGGAAAAUGUAUUGAAACUCUGAGCGGAUUCACAUGUCGUUGUAAUGAUGGAUAUAAAGGAAGAAAUUGUGAACAGGAGAUUGCUUGUGCAUCAAUCAAUACAUUUGCAAAUGGUCAUGUGUCAACGUCAGGUUUUACCUUCACAUUUUCAUGUAACUCUGGUUAUACAUUGAGCGGACAGCCACAGUUGCGGUGUACGGGUGGAAAAUUUAAUCAUCCUAUCCCAGAAUGCAUUGAUAUCAACGAAUGUGCAACGUCCAAUGGAAAUUGUCAACACAAAUGCGUGAACACGAUUGGUUCCUAUAAAUGUACAUGUAACCCUGGGUUUACAAAAUCAGGCACGGUUUGCGUGGAUGUGAAUGAAUGCUCACUGAACAAUGGAAACUGUCAAGAAAGAUGUAUGAAUGCUCACGGCAGUCACUCGUGUAAAUGCAGAACUAACUAUCGAGUAAGCGCUGAUAAAAGGUCGUGUGAAGAUAUCGAUGAAUGUGCUUCUAAUACUCACAAUUGUCAACAGUUGUGUGUGAAUACCAGGGCUGGAUUUAAGUGUCUAUGCAGACCUGGUUUCUACUUGGCCGCUGACAAAUCUUCUUGCAUCCGCGCUGCUUGUCCAUCAUUGCGCGCACCAUCGCAUGGAAAAGUGUCGCAGGGUUAUGGAUCAUACGAAACGACAGUUACCUACUCCUGCGAUAGAAAUCAUCGAUUGAACGGCCCUGAAGAAAGAACGUGUGGUGCUGAUGGAAAGUGGUCUGGUACUGAACCAUUAUGUGAAGCUGUCACCUGUGGUCCGUUAUCAAGUCCUUACAACGGGCAAGCUUCAAAGCGAGGAAGUGGCGAGGACAGCACAUAUACAUUUACAUGUUUGAAGGGUUUUCUAUUAAUUGGUGAUGCUAAAAGAAAUUGUAGAAAAGAUGGAAGCUGGAGUGGUUCCCAACCAAGAUGCGUGCCAUCCUACUGCACAUCCGUGGCUGCACCUUCUAAUGGAAUAGUUGUUGGAUCUUCAUUGAUUCUCGGAGCUACUAUUAUUAUCAAGUGCAACCAGGGAUACAUGUUAGCGGAUAAAUCAAGCAACUAUAGAACUUGUCAAUCGAACAGACAAUGGUCAGGACAAACACCCAAAUGUAUUGAGGUGAGUUGUGGUCGUCCCAAUCCUAUUCAAAACGGAGCAGUAACUGGUUUAUCUUUCAAAUACAACGCUCAGAUCAAAUAUUCUUGCAAUACUGGUUAUGGACUUUCUGGACCUCCUGUAAGAACUUGUCAGCUAAAUGGAGAGUGGAGUGGUAUCGCGCCUACAUGUUUGUGGAAUAGUUGUGGUUACCCUGGGGAACCAAAACACGGCGGCAUCUCUGGUAAAGAUUAUUCAUUCGGAAAGACAGUGGUUUAUUCUUGUGAAAAUGGGUUCCGCUUAAUCGGAGAUAGAGAAAGAAAAUGCAUGUUGAGUGGCAGAUGGACUGGCGCUGUUCCAGUUUGUCAAGAGAUUACUUGCAGUAAACCUUCAGUACCCACGCAUAGUGAAAUUACCGGCGACCGAUUCUCUGUUAACUCGACAGUUGUGUAUGACUGCAAGGCGGGUUAUUCUUUGAAAGGAGCACGAAAAUUGAUGUGUGGUUUAGAUGGCCGAUGGAGUGAUCAAGUACCAUCCUGUCAAGCUGGUGUGUGUGGAGCAGAUAAAUUAGUAGGACCACGUGGAAGCAUCACGUCACCUAAUUAUCCAAACUCGUAUGGCAAUAACGAAUAUUGUCGGUGGAAAGUUGUCUUAGCAACAAAUAAGCAGGUUGCUUUUACCGUGUCGUCAUUGGUAACCGCAGAAGGUGACGAUCGUCUGGAAUUGUACGAUGGAAAAAGCAAAGCAUUGAUGAUGGUGUUAUCUGGUACUCUGUCUAAACCGUUACAAAUCACAUCACCUAGCAACGAAGUUGACAUCAGGUUUGUCACGAAUCAAAAAAAUGUCGCUGAUGGUUUCUCUGCAACAUACGCUGAAACAUCCUGCGGAGGGCAUAUCACAUCAUUUGGGGCGAUCAUUCAGACACCUAAUUAUCCAGCGAAUUAUCCACAUGGCAUUACAUGUACGUGGCAAAUAGUUAUCCCGCAAGGAAAAUUAUCACUCCAAUUCGAGCGCUUUAGAACUGCGAAUAGCCAUGAUGUAUUAGAGGCAUGGAGUUCGGUAACUAAGUUGACCAAAGCAAAUAAAAUCGGCACAUAUUACGGCAACCGAGGAAGCUUUUUAAGGAUCGAUUCUUAUCAAAUUAUGUAUUUGAGAUUUAAAUCGGAUUCCGGUGUUACAGCAAACGGAUUCAAAGCCACGCUUGUAAAAGAUAGUGGAAUCACAAGUUAAAUUUCCAAUAUGUAUGCUUUAUUUUGUUAUGUUAUGAAAUAAAAUAGAAAAAAUGA
Hydractinia symbiolongicarpus is the source of this 7340-nucleotide messenger RNA. Its product is annotated as sushi, von Willebrand factor type A, EGF and pentraxin domain-containing protein 1-like. The record is from RefSeq and is a predicted model, not a curated record. The transcript is spliced from 35 exons. The coding region runs from base 85 to 7284 and encodes 2399 amino acids. Gene Ontology annotation, molecular function: calcium ion binding. NCBI's taxonomy places the organism in Eukaryota, Metazoa, Cnidaria, Hydrozoa, Anthoathecata, Hydractiniidae.